Molecule: messenger RNA, 749 nt
Organism: Saccostrea cuccullata (small rock oyster)
Lineage: Eukaryota; Metazoa; Mollusca; Bivalvia; Ostreida; Ostreidae
Product: protein ERGIC-53-like
Exons: 6
Coding region: 135-749 (204 amino acids)
Biological process (GO): endoplasmic reticulum to Golgi vesicle-mediated transport
Cellular component (GO): endoplasmic reticulum membrane; endoplasmic reticulum-Golgi intermediate compartment; COPII-coated ER to Golgi transport vesicle
Molecular function (GO): D-mannose binding
Source: RefSeq, a predicted model, not a curated record
UUGACCUGUUAGAUAAUAUCUGAUGAAUUUAUCCUUUUUAAUGGGACGAAAACGAUUAUAUGGAAAAUAUAUAUAUUUAAAAGCCAUUUUAAACGAAAGGGUGACUUACUUUUUUUAAGAACAUUAAAAGCACGAUGUGGUCCCAAGGGAUUCUUGUGCUUUUUUUAAUAGAUCUAGCCUAUGGGUUGCAGCAAGCGAUCAGUUUUGAAUACAAAUACAGCUUUAAAGGCCCCCACCUGACCCUGGACAACAAAAGCAUCCCAUUCUGGGAUUAUGAAGGAGAUGCUAUCGCGGGUGAUGAUUAUAUCAGAUUAACUCCCCACAGAAGGAACAAAAGAGGAUGGGUUUGGAGCAUUCUGAAAACUAACUUUAACCAGUGGUCAGUGGAAUGUGUUUUCAAGGUCACAGGACGAGGUCGUGUCGGUGCAGAUGGACUGGCUGUGUGGUUUACAGAGGACAAAGGUCAGGAGGGACCAGUUUUUGGGAACCAGGACAUGUGGAGGGGACUGGGUGUGUUUAUGGACUCCUUUGAUAACGACGGUCAGCACAACAAUCCAUAUAUUAUGGCAAUGGUUAACGACGGAACGCAACAGUAUGACCACCAGGGUGAUGGUUCGCAGCAACAGCUUGGUGGAUGUCUAAGUGACUUCAGAAACAAACCGUACCCCAUCAGAGUGAAAGAUAACUUUAUUUACCUUCUGCCAGGUAUUUGUGAACAACGGUCUGACCAACAACAAGGACGAUUUUGA